Odocoileus virginianus texanus is the source of this 378-nucleotide messenger RNA. Lineage: Eukaryota; Metazoa; Chordata; Mammalia; Artiodactyla; Cervidae. The record is from RefSeq and is a predicted model, not a curated record.
AUGAGAGGUGCCACGCAAGUGUCAGUGAUACUCCUCUUGGUGACCGUGUCUGACUGUGCGGUGAUCACUGGGGCCUGCGAGCGGGAUAUCCAGUGCAGGGCGGGCACCUGCUGUGCGGUCAGCCUAUGGCUGCGUGGGCUGCGGGUGUGCACCCCGCUGGGGCGGGCAGGAGAGGAGUGCCACCCCGGCAGCCACAAGAAGCAGACACCCGUCACAGGGUUUUACAGCCUGCCCGGCUGGCCUGUGGGGUCCUGGCUGGUGGCCGUGGUCCUGGAGGAAGCCCGUGUGCACGGCUCAGGCUGCCCCAGGGGCGGUGAACUGUCCUCCCUGGGCCCUGCCGCCCGCCUCCGGCACGUGCACUUCUGCCUGCAUCAGUGA